AUGACCACGCUUGCCAAUACAGGUGAAGGUCCGCUCCAGGUGCCUGGAUUUGGCUCCAUCCCCUUGGACUACCAGCUCCCGCCAGAGGCCCGCUUCGCCCAUGGGCUCAGUGGGAUCGGGCUAUAUUGGACUUUGACGAACCCCGACUCACGCAAUUGGCACCGGGACGCCACGGAAGGACCUGAGGGCUUCCUCAUCAGUGCUGCCGCAUGGGAUUGGUGCCUGGCCGAACUGCGCGAUAAGGCCGGGGAGUGGCGGAGAACAGGACGUCUGUUGACUUUUGACAGCUCCUCGGUCGUGUGUCAAUCCGAUGUGUCAAUAGCGUCCAACCAAUUUUCUUGGAAAGACGAGCUAAAAGAAGGGUUCCAAGCCGAGGUAGCCCGAUUGCGCUCACAGCUGGGACAUCCAGAUUGCCCCCUAGUGGAUUCGUGCCUGUAUCCGCUCGUCUAUGGCCACUCCAGGGUUCUCGUUCACGGCGGGCAGGUGGCCUUGGGCGAUCUGUUGAGCUCGGAGGGGGGUUCUCUCGGGGACAUGCCGGCUCCCCCACCUCCUCAUCCCCUAGAUGGCCUCCGACGUCCGAUAACUCCUUAUGAGGAUUUACAUCGCAGGCCCGGGCUCGGUGGGAAGGAGAGCUGCUGGUCGAACCGCUUUCAAUGGCUUCCCUAUGAAGUACGGUUCAAGGAUACGGCCACAGCGCCCACGAACCCCAUAGACAUCCGAAUCACUUCCUACGUCAAUAACCUGCAUCCCGCUGACUACCGUCAGCUGUACAAGCACCUUGAGCACCUGAUCGCGCGUUCCAUUCCUUCUUGGAACAAAGUCCUAUUUUACGGCAACACCCAUGGCCGUCAUCCGCCACGCAUCCUGACAUAUGGAUGCCGCAUCCAUAACCAUCACGACGAGCACCCAUUAUUCAAUCGGUUGGCAUCGUAUCCCCGCUGGCAAAUGCAAUGCCAGACGUACAAGGAGUGGCACGAGCUUUGUACCGCGGUCCGAGAGUACGUGCAGGGGCCCGAGCCACCGAAAUGGAAGCAGGCGGAUCCCCUGCCCCACGAGCCGGACAAUCUACUGGAUACCAUACUCCCUCCGGAGCAUUGGGACGUCCCCAAGGAAGUGCACAUACUGGCCAGACUCAAGCGCACCCGCCAAGCCUGUCGGCCGGGGAAUUUGACCCUGGUCAAGCUUCGUCUCGUUGACCCUCACUACCGCAUUUGCUCAACACGGAAUGUGCCUCCGCAACAGCAUGACUGGUGGGCCUCGGCCGCGAGAGAGGCAGCCCAGCUGGAUCGGCGCUUACCGCCAGAGCUAGUGUGA
This is a messenger RNA of Aspergillus brunneoviolaceus CBS 621.78, 1314 nucleotides long. RefSeq lists its product as uncharacterized. NCBI's taxonomy places the organism in Eukaryota, Fungi, Ascomycota, Eurotiomycetes, Eurotiales, Aspergillaceae. Bases 1 to 1314 code for a protein of 437 amino acids. The transcript has 3 exons. The record is from RefSeq and is a predicted model, not a curated record.